This is a messenger RNA of Cynara cardunculus var. scolymus (artichoke), 1562 nucleotides long. RefSeq names its product E3 ubiquitin-protein ligase SIRP1-like. The record is from RefSeq and is a predicted model, not a curated record. The transcript is spliced from 2 exons. Gene Ontology annotation, molecular function: ubiquitin protein ligase activity. Gene Ontology annotation, biological process: protein ubiquitination. Gene Ontology annotation, cellular component: cytoplasm. The coding region runs from base 179 to 1369 and encodes 396 amino acids. Lineage: Eukaryota; Viridiplantae; Streptophyta; Magnoliopsida; Asterales; Asteraceae.
CGGUUUUCGUUGUCAGUUGCCCACUUUCUCAGAAACUCCUUCCUAUGGAUGAUUUGACGAUGAUGAUGAUUGAUGCUGAUCCUGAUCUCUCCUCUAUCCAUCCAUAAGUCUUCCAUUAGAACCCACAUCAUUUCUAUACACAGGAACUUAGAAAACAUAGCUUGAUUUGAAGUGAGAUAUGGAGGAAGAUAGAGAAUCUACAAGAUACUGGUGCUAUGAAUGUAACCGGCCAGUUAUCCCCAUUUUGGAGGUCGAAGCGAUCAAGUGUUCGUCUUGUAAUGGUGAAUUUGUGGAGGAAAUGGAAAGCGUAAGAAGCGAUCACCACCACAACCACCGUCAUCGCCUCCAUGAAAGUGAUACCGAUCCUGAUCCUGAUCCUGACCGUGCACUCUCGUUGUGGGCUCCGAUCUUGCUUGGCAUGAUGAGCAACCCUCACCGUCGCCGGAGAUUUACUCGGGUUGAGUUUGAGGAGGAGGAGGAGGAAGAAAACCGCGAUGAUUCCACCGAACGCUUCCGCCGCCACCACUUUCAGCAUCACCGGGGCGGAGGAGAAUCUGAGUUGGACCGUGAACUUGAGUCGAUCAGGAGGCGGCGGAGGAGGAGCUCCGCCCCCAUUCUCCAGCUCCUUCAAGGUGUUCGAGCCGGGAUGGUAUCCGAAUCUGAAACCAGUACGGAGAAUGGAGCGAACAGUAACCGCAACCGGGAUCGUGUUAUUCUAAUCAAUCCUUAUAAUCAGACCAUCAUAGUUCAAGGAGGCGGUGGCGAUGGCGGAAAUCCGUCACAGACCCACCCGAUUGGUUCCUUAGGCGAUUAUUUCACGGGUCCUGGAUUAGAACUACUGCUGCAGCAUUUAGCCGAGAAUGACCCUAAUAGAUACGGCACCCCACCCGCACAAAAAGAGGCCAUCGAGGCAAUGCCGACUGUUACAAUCGAUGAACCUUCUGUUCAAUGUUCCGUUUGUUUGGAUGAUUUCGAGGUUGGGAUCGAAGCUAAAGAAAUGCCUUGUAAACACCGGUUUCAUAGCAAAUGUAUCUUCCCAUGGCUAGAGCUUCAUAGCUCGUGUCCUGUUUGCAGGUACGAGCUGCCUUCUGAUCAAUCGAAGCUCAACCAAGAACGAGAAAGGUCCGCGGUUAGUUUAACCGGUGGUAUUGGUGAACCAGAGAAUGCCAGGAAUAGCGAAGAUGCCGAUGGGAGAAACACGAGGAGGUUUUCCGUUUCUCUCCCUUGGCCUUUUAGUAGCUUAUUAUCGUCAACCACGGGUCCCCAAAUCGGGAGCUCGACAACAUCGACAUCGAUGUCGGGUUCGGGUUCGGGUUCGGGUUCUUCGCCACGAUCUCAUGAGACCCGUCCGGAAGACUAUAAUCACUAAACUGAACGAGUAAGCCCCCCUUAUGUUUGUUUUCGUGGCUUUUGCUUUGUUACAGAGUGUGUACAUAUAUCGGUUACUAAUAAGUGUAAUAUCGACAGAAACAUAUAUAUAGCCUUUCAUGUCUGCUUGUAUGUAUCGUAUAAAUGAUCUUGUGCGUUUCUUGAUCUAACGACUUUAUAAAUCGUUGUUGCGU